GAGAUCUGCAAGUUCUUAUUAUUGAAGUUUCUCAUAGCAGUCUGAAGAAGUUCACAUGAGGAAAGGAUCUGUGGAACACAAAUUACAAAUGCAUAUCAUCUCAAGCUGUAUAAUCCUCUUUAUGAUAAUAUUAAAUAUUUUGUGUCAAGGUGAGGAAAUCAAGAAAUGGAACAUCAGCUUCACUCCAGCAGAAGUGACUGCAGUGCCAGGAUUAUGUGUUGUCAUUCCAUGUACCAUCACUAAUACAAAGGAAGCAAAGCCUGAGAACCUAAUGUUGUAUCAGUGUAAAGAAAAAGACCCAUGUAUUGAAGUUAAGAACACAAACGUUAAGAUGCUUAAAUUUGAACCAAAACAAAAAAAAUGCAGCAUCAAUAUAAACAAUUUCAGUGCAGAAGGAGAUUAUGAGAUUAGAGAGAAGAAAACUGAGUCACAACCAUACAGCUCCAGAUUUAAAAUCAUCAUUCAAGAUGCGCCUGUAAUAAACAUUCCUCUUCUCAGUGAAGGACAGGAGGCAAAUCUGAACUGUUCAGCUCUUGUUCCAUGCCCUGAAACACCCCCUGUUAUCUCUUGGUGGAUCAAUCUAAAUGAAAAAAGCAUCAAAUUGAAAAAGAUCACAUUUACUAACUUUAAAAGAUUUUACGUUGCAACUUUGACCUUUAUGCCAACCGCUGAAUUACACAAAGCAACUGUUGAAUGUGAAGCAAGAUAUGGAAACAUAAACAUCAGUACCAGUACGACCAUAGAAGUGAUAUUAAAUGAAGUCAAAACAAAUCCGACAGUCAGACCAAACGACAAAGACACUGCUGAACAUCGAGAUCUGACCGUAAAUCCUACAGAGCCAAAGAAUGCCACCGGAAAUAAAACAGGUGUGAGUAACAUGGACCAAAGUUACAUUUUUUUGAAGAUUCUGGAGGUGUCAACAUUAAUACUCACGUUUUUGGCGGGAUUUGCAACUUCAGCAGUCCUCUUCUCUGUGGUGUUGUGCUGUCAGGAGAAACACAAAAGAGACACGACAUAUGAAGUAAUGGACACAAAGACAGAAACUACUGUUAUUUUGGAGGUUUAUCAAGAAGAAAGACCUGAGAAAAAGUGGAAAUAAUCAUUAAAGGGCAUCCCUGAAAAUAGCAUUUGAUUACAUUUUGCAGGUUCUGAAUUUGUGAAGCAGCGUUACUUCACAUAGAUAUUCUUUAUCUACCUGUUUAUUUCAAUAACUGUUUUUGAAUAUA
Molecule: messenger RNA, 1226 nt
Organism: Paramisgurnus dabryanus
Lineage: Eukaryota; Metazoa; Chordata; Actinopteri; Cypriniformes; Cobitidae
Source: RefSeq, a predicted model, not a curated record